Messenger RNA from Phascolarctos cinereus (koala), 5397 nucleotides. NCBI's taxonomy places the organism in Eukaryota, Metazoa, Chordata, Mammalia, Diprotodontia, Phascolarctidae. The record is from RefSeq and is a predicted model, not a curated record.
AUGACCCUCUGUGUUGAAUCCUUCUGCCAGCGGUGGGCUAGACGCCAGGCUGGGGUGGGGGCGGAGAAUGAGGUGGACGCAUUUUCAGCGCUUGCGCACUGGGCCGAGGCGCGAGUGCCGGGCUCCGUGGUUGCGCAGGUCGCUCGUCUGCUCCAGCCGGCCGGGCCGAAUGGCUCAGAAGCCCCUGCGCCUGUGAGUGACCCGGAACCGGAAACCCUUGCGGAGGGCAGCUGGGGGAGUGGGAAUCGGGGUCGGGCACCUAAGGGUGGGAGAACUAGGCAGCGCCCGCCGUGCUUGGAUUCAUCUCCCGCUCCGGGGUCGGCUGCUGCCCGCCUCCCCUGGGCCUCCACCCAAACACGCACCCCAGUGUUCGCCUCGCGCCAUUCGGUCCAUCUGCUGUUGUGUGUAGGUGACUUCUUCGGUUCUGCACCAAGUACUGAAUGGGAGGAAUACAGGACAGGAGUCAAGAAAGCACCUAUUCAGACGUAUGUGCUCGGUGCUAAUGACCAGGAAGCUGUCAAGUACUUCCCAGAUGUUGAUGGAUGUGAACUAGCUGAAAACAUUACUUACCUAGGUAGAAAAGGUGUUUUCACUGGUGCCUCAGGCCUACAGAUUGCAUACCUCAGUGGGACAGAGUCAUUGGCUGAGCCUGCUCCACCUUACAGCUUUACCUCCAAGGAUGUAAGCUCGUUGAAGGCAGCUUUGCAGUCCGCAUCGCAGUUUAAAGGUGUUGAUGUCUUGCUGACAUCCCCAUGGCCCAGGGGUGUGGGGAACUUCGGGAAUGCUUCUGGAGAUGUGGAUACCAAGAAAAAGGGUUCCUCUUUGAUCUCCCAUCUUGCCAUGGACUUGAAGCCCAGGUAUCACUUUGCUGCCUUGGAAAAGACUUAUUAUGAGAGGCUUCCUUAUCGAAACCACACAGUCCUCCAGGAAACUGCUCAGCAUGUUACCCGAUUCAUAGCUCUGGCAAAUGUUGGAAACACAGAGAAGAGGAAGUACCUCUAUGCAUUCAGUAUCCUCCCACUUAAUCUGAUGAAUGUGGCAGAGCUUGUGAAGCAGCCGCCAGAUGUCACUGAAAACCCAUACAGAAAAUCUGGGAAGGAAGCAUUGUCAGGCAAACAGGGCCUGGCUCCACAGGAAGAACCAGCUUGUCAGUUUUUCUUUGAUUUAAGCAAAAAGCAGGGAAAGAAACGUCAGUCCACUGGGGGAGACAGCAAGGGUGUUUCCCCCAAGCAACCUCGGAAACCAUCUCAGCCCCUGGGUCCCUGCUGGUUCUGUCUUGCCAGUCCUGAAGUGGAAAAGCAUUUGGUGGUCAGCAUUGGCACACAUUGCUACCUUGCCCUGGCCAAAGGUGGAUUAUGUGAUGAUCAUGUUCUGAUCUUGCCCAUCGGCCACUACCAGUCAGUGGUAGAUCUUUCAAGAGAGGUGGUGGAAGAAGUGGAAAAGUACAAGUGUGCAGUGCGACAGCUCUUUAAGAGCAAAGGGAAGCGAUGUGUUCUGUUUGAGAGGAAUUAUAAGAGUCAUCACCUCCAGCUACAGCUUGUUCCUGUGCCCUCAGCUGCUGCACCACUGAUGACAUCAAGGAGGCCUUCGUCGUCCAGGCCCAGGAGCAGCAGAUCGAGCUGCUGGAAAUCCCAGAACACUCAGAUAUCCAACAGAUUGCACAGCCUGGAGCACCAUAUUUUUACGUGGAGUUGGACACAGGAGAGAAACUUUUCCACAGAAUUAAGAAGAGUUUUCCUUUACAUUUUGGAAGGGAGGUUUUGGCAAGUGAGGCCAUCCUCAACAUUCCCGACAAGUCUGACUGGAGGCAGUGCCCUCGUAGCCGAGAAGAGGAAGAAGCUCUCGCUCGCUUGUUCCGAAAGCAUUUCCAACCCUUUGACUUUGCCCAGGAGGACUGAUCGAUGAGGAGCCGUUUCCACAGUUCCAAGGUAGAACCAGUGGUGUGUCAGGCUCAGGUUUCCUGGUCCUUUGAAACAUAUUCUCUGUACCAUAAGCCACAUCUUUGGUGUUCCCGCCAUUGAGAGUUGCCUUGUGAGCAGUGAGGGUUAGAGACAUGAGGUUACCUCUGGCAGAGGAGUCAGGAUUGCUGUUUGUAGGAAUGAAGCAGUUUCCAGAACAAAUAUCCUUGUCUGCUAAUAAACAUCUCUUUUAUACCUUUAUUACAACUAGCUGUUAUUAAUAUUUUGGUAUUUUUUUAAAGUACCAAAAUAAAAUUUACUUUGCUGAAGGGGUACUCAGUGUAACAUUUGACUCGUUGGCCAAGGUCAUUCUUAAUGGAGUAUUGAGAAGGCUCUUACCACAAACUAAUUGUAGCCCUAGGUUGAAGGAAAGCAAAUUACCUCCCUAUUUUCAGUGAAGUCCAGGGCAAGAGGAAGGGUGAUGUUAGGGCAUAUCAGGCAGGGAUGUUUGUGGUAUAGAACUCUGGGAGCCAUGGGGAGUUAACCGAGCUGGAAGGUUGGCUUAGAGUGCAAGGGUGUGAGGUCCAGUAACAAACCCAGUCACUUAAGGAAAGCUGUGAGGAUUAUGGUUCUAUUCUGUGCCCAAACUUUUCAUAGCAGGAAAUGUGGCACCAGUAUUCCAGGGACUCAUUGCUGGUUAUCUGGGCCUGGAGUGGGCUGGCCUGGAGGAUGUAAGAGAAGCCAGUUUGGAAAAGGGUUAGCAAGAAGUAAAGUUACUGAUGUGAGAUAAAGAGGAAUAAGCUUUAAAGAGAGAAGCAAAGAUUGCAGAAUAUACUAUGGUAGCCUUGAGGCUAAAUGAGCCUUCCGUUGGAGAGGAGAGAUUUAUUAUAAAGGGAGACCUUUGGGGAAAGGGCUGGAUGGGAUGACACGUGCAUCCCAGGAAAGAAGGGGUGGCCUCUGGCUUCUGAGGCUGCCUCAGGUGCGUUGACCCCUGGCUUUGGUUCUGUUUGUGGCUGGUAAAACAGUCCAUCUUUGCUUCAGGGAUGUGGGGCUCUUGCAGUUUAGGAACUAUACCAUUCUGCUGCCUCAUGCAGGCUUAUGAGGGAGAACCCAGGUUUCAUACCCCAAAAGGACUUUAGAAGUGACACAUGGAUAAAGUCAUUCUGAACUUGGCAAAAUGAUGUCAGAGGGUACCUAGUGUGGCAGAGAUAAGUCUUAGGAAAUGAAUCUCUUCAUCACUAAGAAAAACCUCUCAGCUGUUUGAAGGCAGGGGCUAUUUAUCUGGUCUUUGGAUUCCUGGUGCCUAGCCCAGUACACCGAGGCACGAUGUGAUUGUCAGGUGGAAUCAGCAAGAUCUAGACCUGGAGGAAGGCUGAUCCUCUGCAGGUGCUUUAGAGAAGAGGCAGGGAAGAAAUGCCGGAUCCCAAAGGAGAUUCUAAAGGAAAGAGGAGACGAGUCCUCCUGCAGGCUGGACCAACACAGCCUGGGGGAGGAAGAGUGUCCAUGAGCCACAAAGGUGGGCUGGAGGGUGGUAGAAGGGGCUGUAAGUGCUUAACAAAUGCUGCCUGACUAACUUACAGACUGUUCAAACGCAAAGGCAUUGUAGAGAUCAUCUGGUCAGGCCGCAUAAUAAAUACUAGAGUAUUUAUUUACCCAGUGCUGAUCCACUAAAGGGUGUGAACUUUCCAUGUUCAGGGCAGGAGGGGUAGGAGAGGGGACUGUGGAGGGAAUAACUUGGACAAACUGACCGUUUUCUUUAGACGUUCCCUUUGUCCUUGGGUUCCUGUGCUCAUUGAGUCCAAGCCCUGGUCGGAACACCUCCAUUGUGUUUAGAUAGAGCUUGUUCCAGCUCUAUCUUGUUAAAAUGCCCAUGCCUUUCAUUAGAAGUAAUCAGCCCUUCCAUGAUGAUGAGCACAAUCUCUUCACACUUAGCAGGUGGCCCUCAUGGCGUGAUAUGACCAAAAUAAAUAAAUGUGUGUGGAUAUUGCAGCAUUCAAAGAGGGUUGUAAUGAACCUUUUCAAACUAGGCAGGUCCUCAGAUAACAGGCACAGAGUCCAUUUGCUGUGCCCAUACAAGAAGGCUUUCUGUCUUGGUAACAUGUGCCAGACUUUACACACGCACACAGCAUCUUAUAUAUUAUAUAAGUAUGAUAUUGUGUGUAUAUGUAAAUGAGGGUAUUACAUAAGUUUAAUGUAUGUGUAUAUUGUGUAACCUUUGAGGGUCACCCACCCACAAGAGAAAGCAAGAACCAAAAAAUUGAAAAGGGGGUGUGUAGGAAAAAUGCUAGGAAGGUAGAAUUUGCAGGAUUUGGCAGCUAAUUAGAUGGGAGGUGGGAUGUGAGAGAGAGAGAGGGGAGUUGUGGUGGACACCUGAUUUGGGAACCUGCAUGACUGAAAGAAUGGUGGCAGCCUCCAAAGUUAGGACAAGGGGAGGUUUGGAGGGGAAAGAUACUGAGUUCUGUUUUGGACACAUCAGGUUUCAGAUGUCCAGUACAGCUGGGGAUUCAAGACUGGGGUUAGGAGAGAGGUCAGAGCUAGAGAAAUAGAUCUGCAAGUCUUUAUGGUUUAAUGCUAGUCCGCCACUGCCCCACCAAAGGCAGAGAGAUGGGUUCCAACUUCACUCAUUGGGAAACAGUCUUGAUUAUUUCAUUUGUUCUGGAUUAUUUUCGUGGUAUCUUCUGCUAGAUCGUUGCACUGGCUGUCUGUAUUGUUCUUUCUGCUUUACUUCAUCUGUUCAUGCAGGUCUUCCCAUGUUUCUCUGAAUUCCUCAUACUCAUUUCUUCUGGUACAAUAAUACUGUUACAUACACAAAUCACAGUUUAUUCAGCCAUUCCUUGUUCAGUGGGUACUUAUUUUGCAUGCAUGCAUUAUUUUGCUGCUACAAAAAGUUCUACUGUGAAUGUUUUGCUAUGUAUAGAAAUCUAGUGGAAUUGCCACAUAAAGGGGUAUAAUCAGUUUAGUAAUUUUUUUUUCACAUGGUUUCAGAUUGAUUGCUAGAAUGGUUGGACCAAUCCACAGCUCUGCCAGUAGUGAAUUAGUGUGCCUAUGUGAUGACUUGGUUAUUUCUCUCCCUGUGAUGGUCAUCCCCCAGCUUGCCAAAUUUCCUCUUAAAAUGUGCCCAGAAAAGAACACAACACUGCAAACGUGGUCUGAUCAACACAAAAUAGAAGUGAAUAUCAUUGCUUUUCAUCUGGGCCCUUUUAAAACUAACUCUUCUUUUUUUAUUAUGAAUUUAGAAAUCAUUAACACAAGUGUGUCAGUAUUCAAAAUAGAAAAGAGGAUUACAUAUGAAUCAAAAAAUUUAUCUUGUGCAAUUUUUAAAGUGUAGGUUGUUAAACAGGAUUGUAAUAAAAUUGCUUUGUAUCCCCUUCUGAAUUUUUCUUGUUUUUAAUGUUUAAUGAUGCUUUUUCCCCCUACUGUAUCACUACCCACUACCUCAUCCUUUCCUCUCCCACUUGACAAAUUAGUUAAGCAAAAUAAAUCGACAUAUUGGUCGUUA